Molecule: messenger RNA, 5337 nt
Organism: Bubalus bubalis (water buffalo)
Lineage: Eukaryota; Metazoa; Chordata; Mammalia; Artiodactyla; Bovidae
Gene: FAM20B
Product: FAM20B glycosaminoglycan xylosylkinase
Exons: 9
Coding region: 468-1697 (409 amino acids)
Biological process (GO): protein phosphorylation
Cellular component (GO): Golgi apparatus
Molecular function (GO): phosphotransferase activity, alcohol group as acceptor
Source: RefSeq, a predicted model, not a curated record
CCGCAGUAGCGGCGGCUGGGGGCGGUGAGUGCGGCGUGGGGCUGCCCCUCCCCGGAGGCGGCGGGGGCGGCCGUGGCCGCGCCGCACCGCACCGCGCGGGCGGCCAUGGAGCGAGCCUAGGGCCCUGCAGGUCUCCCGGAUAGGACGAGAAACGGUAGAGGAUGUUGGAGGGAAAGUGGAAGGGACAAGACAUGAUUGGUCAUUAAGGAUUUAUUAGCCCUUGAAACGGCCAUAUCGUCGGUUGGAGGAGUGAGGAUUUAUAAUUCUGGGAAAUGAGAAAAGCUUGAUACAGCGACUUGAGUCUGGGGCCAAGUAUCAGUAUCAUCCCCACCCAGCCAAGGAAUUGUGGGAGGCACCUCAGUGAAGAGAUGGACCAGUGUGUAUAAUCAUGGAGUCUCCUUGCUGACCAUCACCACCUGCUCUCCUUGAUAAGUGAGAGUGGUCGGGGAGAAGGAAAAGAGGUCAACAUGAAGCUAAAGCAGCGAGUCGUGCUGUUAGCAAUUCUCCUUGUCAUCUUUAUCUUCACCAAAGUUUUCCUGAUUGACAACUUAGAUACAUCAGCUGCCAACCGGGAGGACCAGAGGGCCUUUCACCGAAUGAUGGCAGGCUUGCGGGUGGAGCUGGUGCCCAAGCUGGACCACACCUUGCAGUCUCCCUGGGAGAUUGCAGCCCAGUGGGUGGUUCCCCGGGAAGUGUACCCUGAAGAGACACCAGAGCUGGGAGCAAUCUUGCAUGCCAUGGCCACCAAGAAAAUCAUUAAAGCUGAUGUGGGUUAUAAAGGGACACAACUGAAAGCCUUACUGAUACUUGAAGGAGGACAGAAAGUUGUCUUCAAACCUAAGCGGUAUAACCGGGACUAUGUGGUAGAAGGGGAACCAUAUGCUGGUUAUGAUAGACACAAUGCAGAGGUAGCAGCCUUUCAUUUGGACAGGAUUCUAGGUUUCCGCCGAGCUCCCUUGGUGGUUGGCAGAUUUGUUAAUCUGCGGACAGAGAUCAAGCCUGUUGCCACGGAGCAGCUCUUGAGCACCUUCCUAACCGUAGGAAAUAAUACUUGUUUCUAUGGGAAGUGUUAUUACUGCCGAGAAACAGAGCCAGCCUGUGCUGACGGAGACACGAUGGAGGGGUCUGUCACGCUUUGGCUUCCAGAUGUGUGGCCUCUACAGAAACACCGACACCCAUGGGGCAGGACUUAUCGAGAGGGCAAAUUGGCCAGGUGGGAGUAUGAUGAGAGCUACUGCGAUGCUGUGAAGAAAACAUCUCCUUAUGACUCCGGCCCGCGCCUCUUGGACAUCAUUGAUACAGCUGUCUUUGAUUACCUGAUUGGCAAUGCUGACCGCCAUCACUAUGAGAGUUUCCAAGACGAUGAAGGCGCUAGUAUGCUCAUCCUUCUCGAUAAUGCCAAAAGCUUUGGGAACCCCUCGCUGGAUGAGAGAAGCAUUCUCGCCCCUCUCUAUCAGUGUUGCAUCAUUCGUGUGUCCACCUGGAACAGACUGAACUCCUUGAAGAAUGGUGUGCUGAAGUCUGCCUUAAAGUCCGCCAUGGCCCACGACCCCAUCUCCCCAGUGCUCUCUGACCCGCACCUGGACGCUGUGGAGCAGCGGCUCCUGGGCGUCCUGGCCACCGUCAAGCAGUGCGCUGACCAGUUUGGGAUGGACGCUGUGUUGGUGGAAGACAGGAUGCCUCUCUCGCACUUGUAGUUCUCCACAAAAUAAGUGAAACUGCUUUUUACAAAGAUAGAGAAACAGCACAAUCAAUUCCAGAUGGUAUGAGAUGGAUUGGAAGUGGCCAGCAGCGUGUUCUGGUGAUAGGGGAUAGGGUGGCCUUGGAUUUCUUUGGUGUUUGCUGUGGUAGAAGCUAAAGCAAAGACUUACAAGCUUCAGACCACAGAACCGUACCUGCUGAACCACCUUCAGACUUCCUCGGCGUUUGCCCAUCCUAGCAGUGGGCAGCACAGUUGGUCAGUCUUAAUUUCUCAUGCCAAAGGAUGAAGAGAGGUGUGACAUUCAACUAGGUUAAUGCUGGGGUUGGUUCUGGAGUGUGUAUUUGGAGUUCAUCCUUAUAGUCCUUUCUCCACACUUGUGGAUCUUCCAAAAACACUUUGCAGUCUCUUGAGUCCUUUUUUCCAGGAUUAGUCAAAUUGGGGAUUUUACUGCUUCCUGGGGAGUGGCAGCAAGGAACCUGGCAUUCUGUUGAGCCAAAGUAGUAGGGACUAUGCUUUUAAGGUAGAAUUAGAAGGCAGGACAAAAGCAGGAAGGAUGUUUGGGCUUUUAAGUAAGAAGGUGGUAGUGCUUUUGAUGAUUCUUAAAGGAGGGAAGAAGAGAGAGAGAGACUUGCUUGGUAGAACCAGAAUCAAGGAAGUGAUUGUAUUAGUGAAAAACAGGUUCCCCUGUAUUUAAGUUCUUAACAUAUAUAAAAGCAAGCAUGACUUGUAUCUAAGUAAGAUUUGCAUUCUCAUGGUUAUGUCCAAAUUAACCCCAAAAAAUUGUCUGUAGAGAACCUACUGUUACAACCCAAGCACAAUUCUAUUGUGGAGGUUUACUUUCUUUUUUGCCCCAAACAGGCAAAUCCUUUGCAGAUUAACAAAGCAAACUGAAGAUAACAUCUUGCGUAAGAGUCAGGUUGCCUGCGAUCUUUGCCAUCCUGAUUUCCAAAAUGAAUUUUCACUUUUGUCUUCAAGGUAUUUAGUUGUUAAAGCUGUUGUUUCCGAGAGACUGGCGAUCCUAUUUGUGCCUUUCUUGGAGAAAAGCCAGCUUACUCCUGUAGCUAAUAGUUCACAUCCUGCUGGUGGCUGGGCCUGUCUAGUGAUUUGGGCCACGCAGAAGGCUAGAAGCAAAGAUUUUAAGCCUUCUGAGCCUUAAAAUUAAGGUGGUUACCAGGAAGAGCCUUAAGAUUUUGAUUUAUGUCAUACCCUGUUUUCAUCAUUUAAUCUUGUUCUGAACCCAUGAGGUAGUAUUGUUCUUCUGUCUUCUAUUAGCACUUUCAAAUAUCAGUUUGCUAAAACAGGCUAAGUUGUGUGUUCUGGCAAAGUGAUUUUGACAUGUAACCAGUGGCAUUAAAAUAUAGGGCGAGGAGAGCUGGCCUGGUGAGUCCACUUGUGCGUCCUCAGAGCUGGAAGCUUCUCUCCUGCAUUUUGUCUGGGGACUCUUUGGGUUUUGACUUCUGUGAAGCAAAGACUAAUAUUUAAACAGUGUGGUUGAACAAAUUUACUGCCAGCCACUGGAGACCAAUUUUAGGUAACUGCCCUUUCAAAAAUGGUUUAGAAUUUAUGCUCCAAUUUUCUCAAAUUGAAAGUCAACUGAGUACCCAGUAACUACUUUAACAUGAAAUUAGGAUGCUUUUGUACUUAGUUUGUACAUUUGGAGAUGUACACAGAAUGGGCUUAGUUAUUUUUUAAAAGCUUUUGGAUUUAAGAAGACAUACCAGCACAAAACACUGAGCUAGUGUUAACAGGAAGAGGUGCUGAUUUCAGUUUUAAAGUCGUGUACUGUGUGCGUCCAGGGAGUACACAUUUGAGCUUGAGAAGGGCUUGGAUGGUGCUCACCUCAAAGCAUCAGGGAGCCACUAAGAAGGUAGUCAGCUGCUUUGCUUGAUAAAUGUUAGUUGAACUAAUUCUUUCAAACACGUGAUAUUGUUCUUUGGUAUGCCGCAGUGGAAUGAGUAAGAACUGUUCUCAAACUUGGGAACUUUAUUCAUAAUGCUGAAGGCAGAAGAUCUGUUGAGGAAAAAUGCAGGAGGGAAGGCUGCUUUGAAAGCGUCUCAUUCUUUUUUCCAAACACUGCUUCAUUCUCCUAUUUUAAUAUGAUCUUAAAAAGUGUUCAGAUGUAUAGUGGUUAAAAUUAGAAUUGUGCUAAGAGAGUGGUGUGAACUGAUGCUUAGAAUAUAAAUUUAUGUUCUAAGUCAAUAUUGGAUUAAGCUGGGAAAAGUGUGUUUAGGUAAAUCUCGGAGAAAACCAACCAUAAGCUCUUAGUCCUAAAAUUCAUAAACACUAUAUUCUGAUUCAAAAAAGAGGUAGAUAUUGUUUUUUAAAGUUUUCUAACACUGUCCUUUUUAUGGUUUAUCUUUUAGAAUUGAGGGUUGUUAUAAUCAGAUAGGUCAUUGGAAGGGUUUUUGGUUAGUCUUAAGUUGGGUAUGCCUAGCUAACAUCUAAAGAUAAACAUGGAUACAUUUCAAUAUUCUAAAACUAAGAAAAUCAGAACUGAGUAGCAUUUCUGCACUCCUCCUCCUACUUUUUAAAUAUAUUUAUUCCAGAGUUUGGGGGAAUAUGGGUAUAGAGGUUUCAUCCUAAAAUUGUUCUUUAAUAUGAAGGUAUAUUAUUAGUUUGGGGUAAAUAAUUUUCUGUGCAAAACAAAUUAAUAGACAGGAUCUGACUUGCUCAGAGUAUUGCUUAAUAUAUUAAUAAGGCAUUUCUCUGUAUUUGCUCUCAGGAUUAAUAUGUCAAAUGAAAUGUAAUAAGGAAAUGGGAGAAUUCAGGUACAUCCAUUGUAUACUGUUCUGGGCAAGAUGAACCCUCUACAUGGCAGAAUUUCAGUGUCACCUGAAAGCCACAUGUUCUUCCAAAGAACUCCAUCUUUUCUUUAAAAAAAAAAAAAAAAAAAGAGGCUUUUGGCCUUCCCCUCGUAUCCACCGUGUUCCUUCACCCUCUCUUCUCCACAGCUUCCAUAUUCUCAUUUGACCAGUCCAUGACCACACCUCAAAUGAUGGUAAACAGCAUCUGUCGUUUUGUGAGCUUGGGCUUCAGGAAACAUGAGUCAAAGUAUAUGUAUGUAUAUAGUCAUAUAUGUAUUCUAACAAGAAAAUAUUUAUUUUCACACAGGGAAACACUGACUUAUGUUGCUGAAGAACCUGAAGCUAGUAAAAGGUUCUCAGUCUCUGAGCGUGAACCUAAGUGACAUAAAGACCAACCAUUCAGGAAACACCUACUGUGCUAGCCAGGGCCGGCGCCGAGGCAGACAGACCCGCCUCGUAAGACUGCUGUACAGCAGGGGAGGGCCAGUUUUCCUCCCUUGCACUCCUCAAGUCUGGGUUGAAAAGGUGGGGGCUGGAUACUAUACUGCCAUAGGUUUCUAAGGAACUAAGGUGUUAAUCAAAAAUACAAAAUGUUUAGGGGGGGAAUCUGGGAAUUAUUUACCGGGAAGUAAUUUAUUUGCUUAAGAGAGAGGUGUUAAGAACCACGACCCUCGGUUCUAAUCUGCCAAGGAUUUCUUCUCAGAGCUCUUGCACAAAUAGAGGUUGUGCUUGGUAAGACAUCAGACAAGACAGAUAUGAACCUAAAUUUCUAAUGUGCUCUGUGGGUUUCAAUUCUGAAAAAAAGACAAUGAAUAAAGAUUUUAAUAAGUA